AUGGCAGACGUUGAAGAUGAAAAGGCAAGUGGUGAUGGUUCUGACGAGAAACCAGAAGAAAUACCGGAACCUGAACCACCCAAGGUUCCUGACGUGGAGCUUGUUGUCGAUGGUUUUGGUUUCAUGCCCAAGGACUACCCUCGAAGGGCACACAGCAGGUCAUCUAACGUAUUUACGAAAUCACCAAAAAUUUUAAAAGAAAUUAAAGGAGCAGAAGCCGAACAAAGCCCUUGUGCAUCUAGUACUAAUAUUGAUAUUGUGAGAAGGUAUACUUGGAAAACAAGAAAUAGAAUGACUGUACAGAUCAUCACAUAUGGAGCAACAAUUACGUCAAUUCAAGCACCUGAUCGUAAAGGGGUACCGGAUGAUGUAGUAGCAGGAUUUGAUACUUUAGAAGAAUAUUUUCAAUCAAGAAAUCCAUACUUCGGCGCAACAAUAGGACGAUAUGCAAACUAUAUACGCGAUGGCACAAUGGUGGUAAGGCCUUCGGGGAGAAUGUAUAUGUUAUCUACGAAUCGAGGACAUAACCACUAUCAUGGGGGCUAUAUGGGAUUUGAUAAGGUUAACUGGCGGUCCUACGUUAUUGGAAAUAAGGUUAUCAUGAGUCAUGUGUCUGAUAGAUUCCAAGAAGGGUAUCCUGGUACUUUGAUGGCUCAAAUUGCAUUUGAAGUUACCUGCGAUAACACGCUUAAGAUUGAAAUGAAGUGCACAACAAGUGAACCGACGAUAGUGAAUCUUAGUAUGUCACCAUACUUUAACUUAGGUGGUCAUCACGCAGGCAAUGAAUCAAUGUACGAUCACAUUUUCACAAUAAAUGCGGAUAAAUAUACAGCAGUGGACGACGACGGGCUCGUAACAGGUGAAAAGAAAAUUGUUGGAGCUACAGCAUUUGACUUCCGCAUACCACGAGUAUUAAGAACGAUGUUGCCGAAGAUACCUCAAGGCGGCUAUGACCUCAACUACUGUAUAACACAAGGAACUGAACAAGAUCUAACCUUCCAAGCUCGAAUACUCCAUCCCGUAUCAGGCCGUGUACUAGAGGUAUACAGUAACCAGCCAGGCAUGCAGUUUUACACCGGCAAUCUGCUUCCAGAUCCUGAUAAAAUUGUUGAGAACGGUGAAGAGGCCGGAGAAGUCAGCAAGGAAGCAAGUGAGGGUGAUAGUGAUUCGAGCAGUAGAACAAGUGCGAAUGGAGAAGAAGCGAAUGAGGAGGAGAGUGAGGGUAAAAAGAGCUACGGAUAUGUGCCAUUAAAGGGCAAGCAGGGAACAUAUUAUAAGAAGCAUGGACUAUUCUGCGUGAUGCCACAAAACUAUCCCGAUGCAGUUAACAAUAGAAAUUUCCCGAACUCCGUCUUAAACCCAGGCGAAGUGUACGUCCACCGAAUACAAUACAAAUUUGGUAUACUCCUUGGUAAAUAUGUCUGA
Molecule: messenger RNA, 1425 nt
Organism: Pieris macdunnoughi
Lineage: Eukaryota; Metazoa; Arthropoda; Insecta; Lepidoptera; Pieridae
Source: the annotation of a GenBank genome assembly